AUGCAAGUAUCUCCAGAGAGUUAGGUGCAAAACUAGGAGUCUUUCCUUCACAAGUGGGAUUCUACAGCUCGUCGCUAUUUCAAUCACUUUGAGAUCCACAAGUAGGCUACCAGAGAGGGACUCAGACGUGUCUUCCAGAAUAUUCUAACUAGUUUCAGAGAUCCCAUCCAAUAUCGCCAUCGUCUCUAAGAUAUUGAUGUCCUCACUUACAGGCAACUUCUAGGAGAUAUUUCUCACGAUGAAGUCCAUGAACUCCACUAAGUAUUCUGUCCAUACUCUACUGGCUACUGCUUUACUAAAGGGCUUAAGGAUCCAGCAUCACUUUUCGCAUGGAGAUCUAAUCAACUUGCUGCUGCAUGGUUAUUUGGAGCUGGAAUUGGAGUCUAUGCUAAAUUUGUAAAGAAGUACAAUAUUCUUUGGCUAGCUGCUGGUUUCAUCCCAAUGUGGGCACUUUUGUUAUAUAACGCUAGCAGAUAACCCCAAUAAUUGCUAGAAAAUUCUUAUAAGUAUUUACUUGCUAAGAGAGCUGCUACUUGUGAGCAUGAAAAAAAUUAAGCCAGAUUCAAUGAAAACGAAUUCACCAAGACUCCAGAGUUCUCGGCCCUCUAGCAAGCACUUAGAGAGAGAAAUAUUACUAUGUACGAACUCGAGAAUGAAUUAUUAAACAAAAUCGCAAGUGGUGAAUUAAGAGCAUGA
Molecule: messenger RNA, 696 nt
Organism: Stylonychia lemnae
Lineage: Eukaryota; Ciliophora; Spirotrichea; Sporadotrichida; Oxytrichidae
Source: the annotation of a GenBank genome assembly